AUGAAAAAGACUGUUGCCGGCGGUAGCGGCGGCGGUGGCGAACGCAAAUCCCUGCGGAACAGGCGUCGGAGGGGGGUGGACGAUGACCGGCCGCCGCCGCCGGCGCCUCGGCAACAGUCCGCGGCGUCCAUGCAGCCGCCGCCGCCAUCGCAGCUGCCCGCGCCCGCGGCCACCGUCACCAGCGGAGCGUUGCACAGACUUCAAGUCGCGGCGGCGGCGGCCGCGGCGGCCGUGGCGGCGGCCGCGGCUACGGUGACGGUGACGCCGGCCGACGGAAGGGACGACGGGACGGCCGCGACCGCGGCCACGGCGGUCGCAGUUACCGACGAUUGGCUGUUCGCCGAUUGGUUGGACGGCUCGGCAACAGGUACGUACGCUGCACUCAAAAUCCGUAUACAUUAAUAUCGCGUCCGCGCGUACCCGACCCUCCUUUCACGCCCCCUCACCCCCUCUACUCCCGGAAAAAUACGCGCGAUUCCGACGGCGCCGCAGAUUCGGUUAGAUCGAAAGAAAAUAUUGCGAAAAAAAAACGGUCGAAAUGAAAAUAUACGCCCGUACCGCGGCGCGUGUGACGUGCUGAAUCGACGGUAGACAUUCGUCCGAACGUAAACGAUAAUUGUAAUGGAAAUUGAUCAACCGACGCAGUUUGUUAGGCAGAUGUACGUGCGUGUGCACGUGUUUUCAUAUUUAUAUCAAAGAUUUACGCCGAUAGACUCGCACGGUGAUCACGCUGGUGACUCGCACGUACGCGUGCUACGGGUUGAUAUUCACGUCGCCGCGUUGCAACGAUCGCAGGUCCGCGCAGGAUCGACAGACGCGACGGCGAAUGUAUUUGAAAUAACGGAGACUUCGAACGUUCGGUUUUAUUGCCCGGCUGAUUUCAGAAUCGGAAUCCAACCCGAUCCACUGUAUAUCAUUACGCGCUGCAGCGUUUUUCCGUUUCGGGCCGACGACCGUUUACACCGAUUACGGAUUCGUAUGCCGUUAUCAUACGAUAUGUGUGCUCGCAAGUUGCCCGUGGACUUUUGUGUUGCCCGGAAAACGUAUAUUCAUCUCUUCGCCCUAAGUAUAACCCGAGCCAACUUUCGCAUAAUAUCGGUAAAAUAUAUAUGUAUAAAAAAAAAUAAGAAACGAAAAUCCUUUCAAGCGCAAUAUGAAAUCAACGUCAAAAUAUUAUUAUUGUCCGCUCGUGUAUAUCAAAUUAAAACGUCAUUUGGAACUUUAUGAUAUCAAGGCCAGGAAAGUCGGUGUAGUAGUAUUAACCGUCAGUUAUAAGUCACGAGUUCAAAAGUUAAUGAUGAGAGAUUCGAGCGAUACCAACGGUUUAUAAUUUCAUACUCCGAAUAGCAAUAUACUCCAUUCGCGAUAACUAUGAUCGAAAAUAUAAACGUGUAGGCAUUAAUGAUUAAUAUUAGGUAUUUGUUAUUAUUACAAAACGCUAUUUGGAAUUUAGACGCAAAAACACAUUAGAAAUAAAAUUGUCAAAUUGUAAAAAAAAACGAAUUUAUUGGCGUCUACUAUAUACUUAACCGAACAUGAUUAUCACGUUAUCGUUUUAGUAUGAUAAAAACAUCGAAAUCUGUACCCGAUAAUCGCUCAGAUUACGAUGUUGGACAUUGUCUUAAGUAUGGAGGUAUCGAACCGUUCGUCUUUAUUCAAAAGUCUCACCAAACUAAUAUUUUUCUGUUACACGUGAUAAUAUAGCAAGAAAAGCGUUCAACGUUUUUACGACUCUUCGGUUGAGUUCAGGGCAUUAGGACCCGUUACACAUACCUACAUUGUAAUGACAAUUAUAUACUGUGGAUCCCGCGGUUAACUGUUCUUAAUAUUUUCGUUUCUUGAUAAGUAAUUAAUGGUAAAUUUCAAGAGACACGUACAUCUUGAUAAAAAUGAAAAAAACGUUCGUACGAUCCGUAGCAAGCAGUUUUCUUUACGAAAUGUCUAAAAUUAGCCUAUUGGCCCUGAACGUGACCAGAGAUUCGCAAACGUGGAAACGCGAAACGAUGCCUUUGUUGUUAUAUUACGCGCGCGUGGCAAUGAAAACGGAUGGUAAAAUAACAAUUGUCAUUACUUGACUUUUAACGUUUUUGACUAUCGUUAAUGUCGUAAACAUACGCACGAUCUUUAAGUGCUCCAUUACACGGGAUGGUACAUAAAACGCGAAAUAUUAACCGUUUUGAAAUGGACGGUUUCCUACGGAGGCACGGGGAACACGCGUUUUAUCUCUAUUACAAUUAUAAAACGUUUCUGAUUGAUAGUAUAGUUUCCACACGCAGAUAACAUCUUCGGGUCAACGGUAUAUUAUAUGUUUUCGUGUACGUCUACCUAAUACGUACAUACCUGUAUUAUCGAGUCUUCCCUCGGGGGCUCUACUCGCGUUCGUCUACACGUGCAUAGGUAGAUACGGGCGUGCGCACGAGCAAAACAUCAUAAUUAUAAUUACCGGUAUUUAUAAUUGAUUAGGGCGCAUCUAUAGUGCACUUCAAUUAUUUGUAAAUAGCUCAUCCGAAACCGCUGCGGGCGGGCGUUGGUACAUAUUACACGCGACGCGGCCAUCUCAUAUCGUUUUUGUUGUUUUCCCUUCACGUCGGUAUACCCGUACAGUUCUAUGUAUAGUUGCCUGUCUGAACAUACCUAAGUCGGUUAGGUCUUUUGAAAACGUAUGCCGGACCGUACAAAAUCUAUGUUUUAAACGACGCGGGGAAUUAUUUGUACGCCUACACCGGGUAAACGAUUUCAGAAGUGCCGCCAUAAUUUUGGAUAGCGUCAACGGUUCAUUAAGUGAAUAUUUCGUCCCGCGGAAGAAGGGCUCAGGUCGGUUUUAUACAAUUUUCAGUGCCAGCAAAUAAAAUUCCGGAAAUUGUUAAAGUGACAUAAUGGGCACGCCUUCUAAAUGAAUAAAUUUCCGCCUAACCAGAGUGUGACAUGUGCGUUUUUUUCCAAACAAAACAUGCGACAUAAUAAAUUAAGAUUUGUAAUUGUAUUUGCUAAUGGUUUAAAACUAAAACACAAUAUUUCGAGUUUCGUGAAAUUGUAUAACCACCACACUUCAAACACCACCGCGGUGUGGUACGUAGUGUACGUAAUCGUUUUGUUGACAUUGAUAACGCGUUAAUAUCAACCAAUAAAUAAUCAUAAAUUACAUUACAGAAAUUGUUUUUAUUUUAUCAACUAUUGAAAUGACGAUGAAAAAGCAUUAUUGAAAAAAGAGAAAGUUACCUACGCGAGCUAUACAAGUAUCGAAAACGUUAAUAACUGUAUCCGUCCCGAUAUUAUCGUAUUACAUCGCGUUGAUUAACCCUUUUUUACACUUUUGGGAAACAUAGUCACGUGAAUGUUAUAAAAAUACAUACGAAACGCCAUAUGGUUCUACAUAAAUUUGAUUUAAAGUGCAACUGCAUAAUAUAUUAUUAUUAUAGGCGCAUUGUAUAAUUUUCGUCAUCAACCCACUCGCGACUUGUAUGUGCAUAUCGAGUGAGACCUAUUUUAUCAUGACGAAUAUUAGAAAUUUGUUUCUUCUAUUAUAAUAACUGAAGAAACUGCGACAAGAAAUCAUUGGUGUGCGUGUGUGAAUAUAUCAGAAAAUCUAUGCAAUAUGAACUGAAAAUAUAAAUUAACCUCAUUGGUAUCAGCCAAUUCGCCCGUACAAAAAUCGAUGAGUUUUAUCAAAACAUUUUCAAAGUCGUACCUAUAACCAAGUGAUUGUGCCUAUAUUAUAAAGAUGUACAAAAAAAAAUUUCUGAAAACUUUUUUUUUAAUAUUAAAAUAUGUAUCUCGAAUAAUUUACGCAAAUAUUUGAUAUUUUAUUUAUAUAUUUAUCUUGAAUGCGCGUUUCACGCUGUAUCAUAUUGAACACGGAACCCUACCGCGGUUUUCGGAGGCCCUGAAUAAGGUUUUUUCGAGUCGGAACCACGCCAUCGCCGUGCCGUUUUCGCAAAUAAACGUUUGUAUAUACAUAAAAUAUAAAAGAAGAGAAAAAAAAACAGGUAUGGCCGUGUAUAGCUUUAUAUGGCAUUGCGAUCGGAGGGCCAGUAAACCCAAGGUGUCCCGUGUGGGCGACACUGUAAUAAUAAUAAUAAUAAUAAUAAUAAUAAUCGGAGGCGCACUGCUGCCGCUAGUAUUCGUACACCUAGGUAGGUAAUAAUCGGUUUACAAAACUUAAUUUAAUAGUGUUCUCCGGUGUAGACCGCACUGUGGUGGUCAAUUAAAAACAUUAUAAUAAUAUACAGGUAGGUCCGGUUCUCGCUGGGCAGGGACUUGGUAUUAGGUUUGUCACGAAAAUAAAAAUUCUAAAAUCUCUAGAUUUAAUCACAUUCUAUAGAAAGUUUUCGUUCGAAUUUAUAAAACAAUCAGUUUGUAAACAUCAUAAAUAUAAAAAAAUAUAUGUAUACAGACUGAUUCGCUCACUAAGCGUGCUCACCCCAUUUUUUUGGUUAAAUUUUGCAUACAUUCAAAUUCUGAUUUUUGAAAUUUUUAAGUGUGCAGUUAAGGCCGAAUACUUAGAUUUUUCACAAUAUUUAUAGAGUGUUAUGUGCUGAUACUAACUUCGGCUUUUCAACUGAGAACCUAUAUUGCAAAUUUCAUAAAUAUAUGGAGUGUUUCUUAAUAUAAAUUUUAGUGUUGACAUUUUUGAUUUCUGCGGCGCGCGGUAAUAGUGUUGAUAUUUACAUAUUUAAUAAUUGCACACUGCGAAAUACUCAAAACAUAUCCACAAACGGAAAAUGAUAUGUUAAUACAUACCUAAUUUAUCGUCUAUAAAUAGUAUAUAAAUACAAAUCAUUUGCAAUUUAUAAAUUUGUUCUAUAAACUGUCUAUAUAACAUUAUUGUAAUAUUAUGCGUUAGAGAGGAUUUCAAAGCAUUUGCUUAUUAUAAUAGGAUACAGACAAAAAUGACGGAGUGAGCUCAGCAUUUGUUUUACAUGCAACAAGGAUUUCUAAUAUAGAAUGUAAUUACCGCCAUUUUUUCGGAUAGAUAUUUGAUGUUUUGGUACUAUUUCAAAAGUAUAUAUAUACAUUAAGUAUGGUUUAUUUUGUGUUUUUCAUAAAGCUCGUUUAAAUUGAUUGGAGAUAAUAAUAUAAUUGUACUAUAUAAUACUACUACUAUAAUUACAAUAUUAAUAUAAUAUUGUAGUAGAAAACAAUUGUGAUUUACGUUUAAUAGAAAAAUAUCCGCAUUACGGUUUCAUUAAAAUGCAUUGUCUUAUUAAUUUAAAUAACUAAAAAUUCACGAACACAAGGUAAUAGACAAAAACAACAUUUUUAAUUUAAAUUUUUUUUUCUCUAAUUUAACGUUCUGAAGGCAUAUUAUUACAGUACACGUUUAUAAGUUUCUUGGUUAUAUUAUUGCCCUUAUUUCAAAAGUGCUAUAAAAUCCAAGCGCUGUUAAUGAGUUGAUUUGCAAUAUGCGUUUUUUGUUUAUCAUCAUCUCGAUAGUAAAUUAUUCUAUUUGGAAUUAUCCCUUAUCAAUAGCUAUUUUUAAAUUGAUUUUCAUACAAUACUUCCUAUAUGUAUAAUAUUGAUUUUAUAAUCGAACUUUACGCGAUACAUACGUCAUCUAUGUAUAAGAAACUGACAUUGCUGUGCAGAGGUCAGCGGAAGUUGAAAUAACCAUAUAAUUAUAAUAUAAUUACAUAUAUGUAAAGUAAUUUUACAUAUCGGCAAAAUGUAAAUUGAAUAUAAAAUUUCAAAAUCAGAUAUAUCUCUAAAAUAAUAUUUCAUUUAGUGACGUUGCAGCUGCGAUAACGUAGGUACAUUUUUACUACAUAUUCUUCCAUGAACGGAGUUGUGUUUUAUAUAUUAUAGAAUAGAUUUCGAUUAAGUACAGGUAUGUUAAUGAAAACAUUCAAUUCUUAACACGUGGUUAUUAGUGUUAACACUUAUCAAUAUAAAAAUCGAAUAACCUCGUUCACGAUAAAUAUUAUCGUCCCUCGGUCGUAGUGUUUUCCUAUAAAAAAAAUAUAGGUUUGGGCAAAAAUAAUGAUGUGCAAAGUAAUCAUAAAUUAUCAACCAACAUGCGAAGAAAAUGAUAUAAAAACUCAUCUAGAUAGUUAGUUCGUGAGUUAUUAUAAUACACGACUUUAUUACAACGCAAUUUAAUGCUGUAGUAAGUUUGUGAUUUUAAAUUAUAAGUAGAUAAUCACAGUGGCUAUUAUAUAUGUUUCGUUUUUUUUUUUUUUUUUUUAUAAAUUUUACUACUUCAGCACGUCGUUAUAAUAACUUUAAUAAGGGUGGUGCAAAUGAAAGCGUUAAAUUGAUUUUCUUUGAUUGAUUUCAUUUUUGAAACGAUUUUUGUCGAAUUUUUCCGAAAAUAUAUACUAUUUUACUAUAUAGUGUGGUCCUUGUCAUAAACAAAAAUGUAAGAAAUUUUUUUUUUCAAUUUUUAACCGGGUUACCAUAAUUUGGUCAAAACUACAAAAAAAAAAAAAACGAUUUCUGUUAACGUUCAUAAACGCUGAUCAACCCUAAGACAUGCCCAAAGGGAUUUAAGUUUCAAAAACUAUACUUUUUAGUUUUUUUUGUAAUUAUGGCCUAAUAUACGUAUAAUAAGGAAAAAAUAAAAUAUUUGUUUAAUUGAAUUUCCUAUAAUCGUUUGUAUGUGUAUUUUUUUCCGUUAUACAACUCAUCUACGUAUAAAAUAACAAAUCAAGUACUAAAAACGAGUUUUUUUUUUCAUUUUCUAGGUGAAUGGGAUAUGUAUAAUGAAAAAGGCACAAGAAAUAAUUUGUAUACAAAUUUAAUUUGAAAAAAUAUUAUUAUAUCAUAAAUAUUUUAGAUCGUAAAUGCAAAAAUCGAAAAAGAUCCAUUUUGUUAACUUCAAACUUCUUGAGACACAUCUCAAGAUUGUAUAAUGAUUGCGAAACUUUGCACAAUUUAUUUUUUUAAAGUUUUAAAUUCCAAGAAGUAAGCUCGAAUAAAUCUAAAAAAAUAAUAAGAAUAACAACCUUCCUAAGAUAUUAUAUAUUUCCGCUACUAUAAGUUAUUUCUAUAGCUGCUCUUCUAGGUAAAAUUAAUUUAAACUUGGGAAUUAGAGUUUUUUUUAUGUGAGGAUUGAUGUGAUAAUAGUUGGGUUUAAUUUAAAUAUGAAUUUAGCAAUAUUAUUGCGGGUAAAAGACGUUAUAUUAAUUUUGCGCAAUUCUACACAAACUCUCCAAAUGACGCCAGGAGGAUACAAUUGGGUACAUACAUGAUAGAGUUAGCAUUAAAAAUAUGCCCGAGUUCCAAGUUUCAUUCCCCUUCUUAACUUUUUGUUUGAUCGAAUUUCAAAAUUUAUCGAUUGAUAAUAUAAUAAUUUCAGUAUAAGCAUUUUAGUUUAUAUUUUAUAGAACUAUAUAUAGGUACUAUAGUAUCUAUUGUAUACCAUUACAUCAUUCGGUUUUUUAUUCUUUUGCAGAGAAUAAUUCUAUUGUACAAAUUAUAGGUGAAGAAAAAUUCGAUUCUAGUGACGGAGUUCUGCAGUUCCACGGAUGUAUUAACAACUUUACUUUUUAAACAGUUAAUAAUAAAGAAAGGAAAUAAAUUGGCCAUAAGGAAAACGUUGGGGUGGUCAGCUAUAGUAUAUUAGAUAAUACAAUGCGUCGAUUAAAAAAACAAAAAUCAAAUUGAUUAUGGUUUUGUGGGAGGGGAAACAUAUGUAGAAAAAAAUUUAAUUCGUAUUUUCAUUCAUUAAUCAAUGAAAAAUAUAACUUUUCACUGUUCAACUUUUUAACAUUUUCAAAAUAGCCAUUUUGUAAAAAAUAUUUUUCUAAAAACGUUAGUGUAUCGUAUACAUUCAUUUCCGAUUAAUAGUUCCCUUGUUAUAGUGGAUUUAAUGUAUAGAAAAGAGGCGUGAAAACACUUAAUAUUCAAUAGAAGUUUUUUUUUUAAGGAAUUACCGUGCUGAUUGUGAAUCCGUAUCGCGUAACGUGUUAUUUUAUUUAAAAUUAAUUGUUUUCACACCGAUUUUGUAGGAAUUAAAACGGCUAUUUUUAAGAAAAUAUUGAUCGGACAUGAAUGCAUGUUACAUUAAAAUGUUUAGUAUAAUAUCUUUUACAAAAUUGCUUUUCUGAAAAUUUUGAAAAGCGGUAAAAUAAAAAGUUAUUUUUUUUUCAAUUACUAAGGGAUGAAAUAAGGGUGUUCUCUCGCACAAAACCCGAUUGAAAAAAAUAAUGAAUAUCAACAGAAUUAGCAGAGGAUAAGAAUGACACUGUAAGACACUCGGUAUGCUUGCGGUCAACUUGAAAAUAAACUGUGUUCUAAAUGUAGAGAAAAAAGCAAUUUUUUUUUUUUUUUUUUAAUAUCACUAACCUAAAAUAUUAUUAAAACCUUUUUAACUUAAUCCAAAGAGACUCGUAGAAUAAGUAAACAUUGAAUAGCUGAGUGUAACAUUUUAUUUCCUUACGUUUUACGCGAAUCAAAUAUCUUUUAUAUAUUAUAUAAUAUAAUUUCCAAAAAAAUUUUCGCAUCGAUACGAAUAUAUGUUUUAACUUUACUGGUGCAGUAUGCUGCAUAAAUUAUAUUAUUAUUAUAAGAAUAAUAAAAUGCACUAAGAUAACUGGUCGGCUAAACGUUUUUGUUUGUUAUUUUUUACUACAGAGAAAAGUUGUAAAACAACAGACUAGCAAUAAUUUAAUAAUUUUUUUUUUAUAUAUAUAUCUUGUAAUAUUGUAUGGUUUUGAGAGUGAAUCGUUAUUAUAACAUUAUAUUGUUGUCUAAAAAAAAAAAAAAAAUAAUACAAAUAUUGUAGUAUUGUAAAAAUGACUAAAUCUAAUCUAUACAUCAUAAUAGUGUUAACGACCUAUCUACUCGUUUAUAUUGUUAUCAAUUAUUUAAUCUCGACACGGGAAAGAGAAGAAAUUAAUUUACCUUCUACAUAGUAUGUUACGUAGUUAUAGCGUGACAGCGCGCCGUAAAGUCAGACGAGUGUAAUAUUAAGAAAAAUCACAUUUUGAUUUCUUUAAACGACUGUGCCGCAUUUGUCGUAACAAGGAAAUUGACUCAAGUGACAGUCAAUAUCACACGCCGGGUACACGUCUGCGGUAUAAAACAAUUUAGGAGACGAAAUUAAUAUAUAUUUAUAUUUAUAUUAUGAUACAAGUACGACGAUAACGGUGCCGCAGAAAGUCCAACAUCACAACGAAACAACUAAACGGGAAACUUAAUAGGGAUGUAUAGAAUUAUAGACAUUAUACGAGGCUACGAGGCUCUUAUUUUCUUAUUUUAAGGUUUUUUUUUUUUUUUUAGAACUGCGCAUGACUGAUGCACCGGGGGCGAGUGUAUUGCUAUAACCUUUUAAUAACAUGUUUGAAUUCGUCAUAAAAUUAACUUCAAAUUUACUUUUUUUACACUUUUAAAUUUAUUUACUUUGUUCAAUAUUAUUCACAUUUAAAAAUUCUAAAAGAAUCAAGACUGCGAAGAUUUAUAGAUUGUUAAAGACGCUACAUAUCGAAUCAGAAAAAAAAAAAUUAAAAAAUAUGUUUUCUACUGCGUAAUUUCGGAUUGGUGGUUCAUCGACAUUUUGUCAAUUUGUACGAUUCGUGACUAAUAACUUUGUCAGUAUUGAUUUUCUUCUCAUCAACUAUAUAGUACAAUAUACAGGACCAUAUUUUUUUCCUAUAUCUACAAUCAAAUUAUUUACCAUCAUGUCAUUUGUCGUUCGGCGAUUAUUUACACCGAAAAUUAAAAAAACACAUACAAAUUGCGUUGUUCGCACCUAAGAUCGCUGCUAGAAUUUUGUUUUUUUUUUUUUUCGUGAUUAAGUAUUGACGGUAUUGUUGCGCUCGUAUAAAUAAUAUGUAAAGAUGACCCGGGCGAGGAAAAAACGAUUCGGACCGCCCUACUAUAUACACAUGUAUGCCGGCUAUGGUGCCUACUGAUUAUUUACGCGUAUAUCUCCGAAAGUGAAAAUCGAAGGGAAAAAAAAAACCCCAAUAUCGAUCCGGGGUGAACUUAAAGGUCGCGCGACGUCCGCGGAGGCGGGACCGUUAACCUUCCGAAAAACGCGCAACGUAUACUUAGGCGCGUAUACGUACGUACCUAUACGCGUGUAAAAUAUACAUGUGCGUGUGCGUGCGUGCGUGCGUGUGCGUGUGCGUGUGCAUGUGCGUGCGAUACGGCCGCGAUGGUGCAAAAGUGUGAAUGGGCGACCCCACGCGAUCGUUUUUCGACGUGUACAUAGGCACAACAUCGUAACGCACACCCGAGUGUGUUGUGCCGACGCCGCCGUCGGGGCCGCUACGCCGAACGGGUCGGCCGGAAAAUCGUUACGGGCGAUCGACCUUUGUUGGCCGUGACCGCGAAAACGGCGCGGCGCACGGACACGCAAAUGCCGUCGUCGUAGCCGUCGCCCGGCCCGGCCGGGCACGCGCCUCUCAGACGCGUGUGACAUCAUCAGUCCAUUCACGGCGUAACGGCGGCGGGCGCGCGUGCGCGAACCCAACCGAGUGUACCGCCGCCGCCGCCGCCACCGCCGAAGCCCGUUGAAACAUUGUCAAAUAUUUACCUACCUGCUUGCGCGUAGGCCGUUUACGAGGCCGCUUUUUAGGCGGGUUUUUUUUUUUCAUUUUUUUUUUUCCUUUCAUCGCUACCUGUCCCGCGCAACCUUGCCCCGCCGCGCGCGCUGCAGUACGCAUUGUAUUUCAUAUCGAACGAAAACCAUUCGGUGGCGGCCCGUGUUGCGUGUCGCUAGCGUCGAGCCGGACAUUUUUAAUGCGCAACGGGAAGGGGGCGUACGUGAACGUACCGAUGAGAAAAUUGAUCCCAAAAUUAUACACGUCGAAAGGUAUCGCGCAAAUUAUACAAUACGUAUAUGUAAAAACUGUAGACAUAUAUUUUACAGUUUUUUUUUUAAACUGGUAGACGUAUUUUCGUUUGUGCGUACUAAAAACAAACACGACUAUGAUGGUGCAGGAACGAGCAACGUUUUCAGUGGGUAGUUCCUGCAGUAUAAUAAUUACAAUUGCCUCGACGCUAUUAUAAAAGAAAAAAAAAAUGCCAGAAUAUGCAAAUAUAUUAUGACAAGUGUGUGUGUUAUUUUCGUAUGUUAAUAUGAAUAUCCAAUUUUCCGAAACCUUGAAAAUAAUAUAAAAAAAAUCUGAAUGGUUUCGGAUUUCCGUCCUGUAUAUUAUACCAGGUGAUUCAUUUAGGUGGGUACACUUAUUAUCUCGGAAAGUAUUGAUUUUUUUCGGAAUUUGUUUUCUAGAACGUUCAAGAAACAAGCAGCUCUACAAUUUUACGUUUAUAUUAUUUUUUGUCAUUCUUAUUUCUGGGGGUGAAACCACUACCUACUUACGGUUUUCAAACGGCAACCUAUAUUAAAAUGUCUAUAAAUAGACGGAGUAUUAGUAAAAAUAAAUUAUAGUGUUGGCAUUAUAUUAUAGUGUUUUUUAUAGUGUUAUAUUACAAUUAUAGUGUUUGAUUUCCGUCAAUCCGUUGUUAUUCCACUUUUAAGUUUGGGUUGAAGGAGAAUAGUGGAGUAUCAUUUGUGCGGCGGUACGGCGCGCGCGUGUUAAUAAUUGAUCACCCGGUAUAUGUAUAAACACAUCUAAAUUAUAAAAAAAAAAAAAAGAAUGUAUUUAGUUAUACGUUUAGGUAAAAGGUCAUAUAUAUUUAGUAUUUUAUUUUUUCUACUUGUCAUUAUAAUUGAUGAAGAACAGUAACACAUGUAAUUAACUACAGUUAUUAUUGCUAUGAUUUAUUCAAUUUUUUCUACCGGUAUUAAAAUAAGUAAUAUUAAGAAGUAAUACAUUUCUAGCAAUGUAAAACUAAAUUUAUAAUUUUAAAUUUCGACGCACGCGUACACAUUAAACUACUGAUAUUAUCAAUAAAAAGUAAAAAAAAAAAAAAGCGUUUAAAAAAUAAAAACCCGACCAUUCUUCACUAGUGCAGUGUAUAAUAUAAAAAUUUGACCUCUUUGAAAACUAAAGAUAGAUGAGUGUUGAAAGAAGGUUCAUUGAUUUAUUAAUCUUUUGAACAAUGAGCGGACAAAAAGCAUUGAAAAUGAAAAUAUAGGUAUAAGUACCUACCAUUACUUCCCGAAAUAUUGUGACUUAUACACGCCGUUAUUAGUCGAAUUUCGUUAUUAUGUUUAACUAUUAGCAACAAGUGGAGUAAAAAAAAUUUUAAGGAAAUUAUUAUACAUACAACUUAUCUAACGCUAUUGUACUUAAAUCGGAAUACAUCUAUAGGUAUUGUUGUAUAUGCGGAGUGUCAAUGACACAUUGUGCAGUGGUAAUACUGUUCGUCGGCAUUCAGAAAUUGUAAUAACAAAAAGUGUCUAGGUAGCAUUUAAGAAGUAGGGUAAAUUGUUAAUAUCGUACGAUUAUAAAAGGAGUAGUAAGAGAGAAUGAAGGAAAAAGUCCGUGCGGUGACGCCACCGGACUACGUUCUUUAGUUUUAAUAUAGUUUAUUCAAUGACUUUUGUGUUUAUUUUUAUUUUGUGUCGCAUACGUUUCAGUGUAUAAUCUCGUUUUGUUUUUGAGUAGUCACAAUACUUUCUCUUUUAUUCUGAGUCCGAUCUGUAACCGAUUAAUUUAUGAUCGCUGAGGAUAAAGUCUAAAUAAUUUAAUAGUCCAAUCAACUCUGAAGUGCCAACCAGAAACCGGUUAGUUCAUGGUCUUUUAGUUACUCCAGUUUAUGUUUGAGCGAUAUCCUUGUUAAAGGGAUAUACGACAGUAUUCAAGUAUAGAUAUUUAGGAUUAUUUCAAAUUAGAAAAAAAAAAAAACGAGUAAAGAAAAUUGUAUUUGACGAUUAUCUAACUAAUAAUAAGCUUUUAUUUGCGUACAUCGAUUUAUACGAACCUUUGGCGCGUGCACUUAUGUACUUAGAAAGUUGAAUAAACCGUGUUGGUAGUAAUCAUAAAACCGUAAAACUAUAUCGUCGUCUGUUAUCCCGACAUCUGUGAAACACCAACGGGAGUUUUAUUUUAAAUUUUAAUAAUUCUCCAUGUGGAGAUAGAUAAUAUAGUACCUACACGUAUAUGUAUUAUUACUGUCCACAUUUAUUGUGGACUAUUUACUGGCACAGUCCUAUAAUUAACGGGCUAUCUAGAAAAAUUAUACGUAACUUAAAACUUAAACCGUGGUAAACAUUUAGGUAGAAAUCGUAUAGAGUUUAAACGCAGUUAAUUAAAUUUAAAGAGAACAAAAUACACCAUCGUUAUUUUUUUUCUAAAAUAUUUUUAAUCAAAAGAGUUACAGUCAUGUUAGUUUAUUUUUGUUCUUUUUUAAUAGCUGAUAAUUUAAUUGGGGAAAAAUACAUAAAACCAAUUCAAUCUAAUUUUAUUGCUUGAGAUAAUAUUUUGAAUUAGUUAAAUUGAAACUAUUCAUUUGUACAAUACAUAAAUACACACUUAAAACUAACAAAAUAACCGAAAAAUGUUUAUAAUCAAAAAUCUCUAGCAAUGGUAAAUAAAAAAAAAAAAUUAAAAUUGAAAAGUUUCAUUUUUGAAGUAUAGGUAUGGUACACGAAUCGAAUUAUGUGUUCUUGUACAGCAUUGUCUUAGAUCACCAAGUUUUAUAUUGAAAUCCGGAUUCCACUUAUUAUAAUACGUCUUAAAUUCUACACCCCAGAAAACCACACCGUCGUAAAACGCACCGAACUAUAAAUAACAAACAAUUUUAAUAAAUACAUUUUAUCAAACGUUAAUAAAUAUGUUUUGUCUUUGUAAUAAAACAUAACACUAUUGACAAAAUAAAUAUUAUAAUAAUUAAAAUUGUAAUGAAAACAACAUUAUCAUUUGUUUUCGUUUUAUGCGAAUUUAUUAAUAUUAUAAAACUGAAUUAUUAAAACGAUAACGUUUGAUAACGAAAUUUAACAAAAUACGUAACAGUAUGUGAAAAAAAAAAUAUUUUUUUAUAUCAUUGAACUAUUUCGUUUUGUUAAUAAACUAAUAAUAUUAUUAAUAAUUUUAUUUAAACUGUUUGUUUUUACGAGCACUUAACGAAUCAUUUUAUUAUAGAUAGAUGUUAAUAUUAAAACUAAUGUUAUUAUCGAUCAGAUUAAAAUAUCGUUAAGCGGUUUUGUAUCGGGAAUUUAUCGUCGUGAUAAAUACUUUCAUAGAUUACCUCCGUAAAUAGCUGGCUGAACGGCUACCUGUAUGAACAAAUUUCGGUUUCGUCGUCUCGGCACCGAUAAAUAAAAUUAUGAGUCGAUAAUUCGUAGCGCGGUAAAAAAAAAAAAAAAAAAAACCGCAGCAAAUAUACUCGGCGUCCGCAUAAAUCGCCACGAAGACUACCUAAGCUAUAUAUAUAUAUAUAUAUAUAUGUAUGUGUGUAUGUGUGUAUAAGUACGUGUACGUAAUAUCGUACAAUAUCGCCACGACCUAACCGAGUAUCCUCGUCGCGCGCUCGUUUGGGCUUCAAUGCGUCGGUAAUAUGCGUACGCAAGUAAACCCGCGAUUGUCUGGUGCGAUAAGUCCCGUGUGUAUAUAGGUGCGCGCGUGUGUAUGCGUGCGCAUGUAUACGCGUACACAAUAAUCGAUGGCGGCCAAACAGCCGAGAGUUAUUAUCGUUUUCGCGCCGCGGCGAACCCGGUGUCUGUUUUCGCGCGUAUAUUAUCCUAUUGUAGGCGGUGUAGUAUGCCUAUCUAUAUAUAUAUAUAUACACAUACGAGUGUGUGUGUGUGUGUGCGUGUGUGUGUGUAUGUGUGUGUGUGUGUGCGUGUGUGCGUGCAUAACCUCGGACGACCGUCAGAAAGAGUCGGUGAAGAUACGGAGUGCUGUACAGGUGGACGGGGGUUGGUCAGGAGAAAUAUUAUAAAGAGACGCGAAGCGCGGGAUACCGAGAUAAUAUUUUAUGCACAAGAGUAUAGUAUUUAUAUAUAUAGGUAUAAAAACGAUUUUUAUAUACUAUUUUUUUUUUUUUCACUUACCUACCUUUAUAUUAUAUUCGCGUACGGGAGGAUCGCGAAGACACCCGCGAUAAAAUCCGAUAUUUUAUUGCUCGUCGAUUAUUAUUAUUAUUAUUAUUAUCAUUACCUGUAUGCCUGCAUCAUGCGCAGCUUGUGUGUGUACAUGAUAAUGCAUGUAAAAUGCGGGAGUGAAGAGAACAGAACUGCUAUACGCGCGCGCUGUAACAAAAAAAAAAAAAACCAGACGCUUUUCGUAUCCAGACGGCUCGUCAUAUUUUAAAUACGAUUUAUAAAUUGCACAAUUUACCGUGUGUGCUGCAGCGUGUGUGAGUACCGCCGUACCCUGUGCAACGACAUUUUCAUGUGCGACCGCCGUCGACGAGACUUUUGCAUCGCCAGUGAGUGCGUUAUAAUAAUAAUAUAAAGCGCAGUUGCGCUAUACAUUAUUUACUCACUUACCGUCAUUUCAGUGAGUUACAUGAAGUUGUGAAAAUGCGCUCCCCUAAAAUAACGAAAAAACGAUACAGGUGUAGUUCACGCAACUGUAUAAUAUAUAUGCACGCAGCUGACUUGAUACCGUGUUCCUAGGUGAUAAAUAAAAAGUCAACAAAAUACUAUAUAUACCACCUAAAUCAAAAAUUUAAAAAAAAAACGUAUAUAUAUAUAUAUAUGUAUACGAUUUCUGAAACACUCGAAUAACCCGUUCGCGUUAAAAGUUAAGUACCUAAAGGUUAACCAAAAUUAAAAUUUUAAUUUUAUAAAAUAACAGAAUAAUACAUUCCACGUGGAUUUGAAUUAAAAUACCAAAUUAUGAAACGUAUUACACAAUACAGUAUAUAAUAUUAAUAUGACUAUAAUAAAUGAUUUACCGAGUGAUUUUUCAACGUCUUUUCUCUCGUAAGUUUUUUAUUAAUUGAUUGUUUCAUCUUUCGCUUAUUAUUUUACAUCAGGCAUUUAAUGUACCACUCUGAGAAUAACUGUCGCCAUCUGCAUAAUCUCCUUCCUGCACUUUAUACUCGAUCCUGCAAACUACAUAGAUACUUCUGUCAUCCACGCUUGCACUCCCGUUCUAUCAAGGUUUUCUUCGCGACAUCUUUUCCUAGACCGAACCCGAGGUCUUUUGUCCGUAAUGGUUUCCGAUUCAGAACUCCUCUCAUCGUCCUCGCUUCUUCGAAUAGCGUGCCAAGCCAUUACAGGGUUCCUUGUCCUCGAACAUAAAGCUUUUAACUGACAUCAUAUCUUUAUAGUACAUUAAUUCACCUUGCAGGUUUUUAUUAAAUUCCUUCUUCGCGCGUUAAUUAAUUAAAUGUGAGUUACGACCAAGCUUAGCAAAAACAAAAAUUGUAAACUGAAAUAGUUAUAAAAUUUCAAAAAAAAGAAAAAAAUCACGGUGCCAAAAUUAAAACACAAAAAACAUAAUGUGUAAUAGUGUUAAUAGUAUAAUAAUAAUACAUAGACGAUUGCGUAUUUUUAGAGAUGCGUACGUCAUUAUAAUAUAUAAUACGUGAUUAUAUUAAUAAUAACGUAAAACAUUCGCGAGACGCCUAAAAAUGGUUUUUUAAAUUUUAUUUACGAUGGAAAAAUUACUAAAAUACGCGCGAGCGGCACGUGUCGUAAAAAACAGCACUUAGCGGAUAUUCUUAAUAACACGCGAAUUAUAAGGUUUAAACAACGCGUAUAGUGUCUAAACUUCGAAUUAUAUAUUUAUAUACAGAGCGACUGUAAAAUCUUUAUAAUCGACCAAAUGAUAAGAUUAUUUAAAAGAGGAUUUAUUAUUUUUUUCGGGUGUGAAUUUAUUUUUUUUGUGCUUGUAUACAACUUUUCUACCAAAAUUCUAGCGUUAAUCAAAAAACAACAAGAGAGCGUUUUUGUAAAUUUUUCAAUCUAGUUGAUGCAUUAAGAAGGCAAUUUUGAAACAAAUAUACGUCAAUUAAUAAAUUAUUUUUUUAAUUAUAUUUUUCUACUAAAAAUCUUGCUCUAAAUUUUAAGAGAAGUAUGUUUUUGAACAUUUUGUUUAGUUUCUAAAUACGAACAUUGUUUGUAUUGAUUUACCAUAUAGUUUCCUUAAUAAAUCGGAAAUCUUGAGAAAAAUAUAGGAAAACCGUGAAAGUUUACGACAAUAACGAAUUUAUUAUUAUUAUUUUUUUUUUUUUACACCUAAUUUUUAUUUGGUUGUACAGAUAAAAUUGUGAAAACGCAAAAAUACUUGAAAAUUUAAUACAAGAUUCAGUAUAAGUUGUACUUAACGAUAAAACAAUCUGAGCGUGCUGUAGUAGUCUUUUUUUUUAUAAACACUUAAAGUUAAAAUGUUGACGAAAAUCGCACAAGUUCAAAACAUAUUUAACCGAGCAAUGAUUUUUCACGCGUAUAGAUAUAAACUAAAUAACUUAGUGUAUCCUAUACCUUUCCGACUACCCACCAACAACGGUUGCACAUUCAUCAGCUCUUUAUUUUUUCUAAAUAUUAUCGAAGUAUAGUAUUAUAAUGAUGCAUGCACGUUUACUUGUUUAAUUAUAAUUUACAAUACGCAGUACAAAAAAUAUUUAUUUUUUAUUUUAUACAUUUGAAAGCCAAUCAGAAAAAAAAAUCAAAAAAUAUACAAAUAUAUAUAUAUAUAUAUAUAUCUAUAUAGGUAGUUGGUAUAUUUUCUUCUUUUUCGUCUUCGUCCCACGCGGGCGGAGUCAGCUACCCACUUAAACGAUUACUGAUAAUAGUUAUUAUUAAAAACAACACCACGAAAUACAUAUAAUUUUGAUUAAUAAUAUUUUACGGUUAUUAUAUAUUCGAGACAUUGGAUUACAGCGAUUCAGACUAUAAAAUGUACCGGUACCUAUACAAAUAUGUGCACCUAACGUAGUAAAGACAUGUAUACAAGAUUAUCGCGAAAUAAAGUUAUAAAAAGGACUUGAAAAAAAACAUUAUAUAUAAACAUAUGAUAUAAUUGUACAUACACAAUAUGUACAUAAUGUACAUAUAAUAUAAUUGCACAUAAAUUACAGGAAUUACUUAUUAUUAUAUAAUAACAAAACAGCGCGAUAAAAAUAACAAAAAAUGUUAAAAUUAUUAAGUGCAUUAAGUUAAAAUAGUUAGUAUUGUUAUGAAUUAAAAUUAAUAUUACCUAUUGUAAAAAAAAUGAUUUUUUUUGUUUGUAUAAUAUCAAGAAAUAAUAAUUUUCAUUUUUAAAAAAUAAUUUAAAAUGCAAAAUUUCAAAAUUCAAUUUAACAUCAGGAAGCCUAUAAUAUAUUUCAUUAUUCUUUUACUUAUCAGACGAAAAAAAAAUCAAGAAAUUAAUCAACGGAUUAAUAUAGUUUAAUUUAAUUUUUGAUUCUCCGUCAAAAAUAAUAGUAUGGUUUCGUAUCAAUCGUACCAAAUGAAAUAAACAUAUUUUUUUAAAGACAAAGAAAUAAGUUAAUAUGAUGAACCUCAGAUGAAAUUUUCGAGCAUUUUCGGGGAAUUAAAAUAAUUUCAUCGACAUAAAACCAAAUUAAAAAUUUUAAAAACUUUCAGAUGGCAAAUGACUAAAAAUGUCCUCAACUAUUUCCCGAAUGAUUUGGAAAUUCGUCAAAAGCACCAGGUCUAGAAAUAUAUAUAUAUAUGUAUAAUAUCAACACCUAUUAGAUGGUAAGUUUUUACGUCCCUUUUCAACUGAAUUACAAUCAAAAAAACUUUAAAAAUCGAAAAUAUCAAAAAUCGUUAUUGCGUAAUUACGAGUAUUUCCGUUUUUCCGAAGUUUCUUUCCGAUUUUUCCAAAUUAAUUUGAAAACUAACGGAAAAAUUUAAAAAAGACAAAAUUCUCUACCUACCAAGAACUACGCCAGAAAUUGAAAAUCGGACCGAGAUUUCUGAUAGAACAGUUGUGCACGGGCCAAAAAUAAAAACACAGUAAAAUCUAGACAUGUUCAAAAAAUAUAUUACUGAAUACUGAGCACGGUAUAAUUAACAUUAAUAUAAGAGUUGUGUAUACAGUGUGAUUAUAUUUUCAAGUAACAUUUUAGGAAUAGUAAGAUAUUUUUUUAGCACUGGAUUCAAAUAGUACCUACUAUUUUCCUGGAGCAACUUUGAUCGUUCCAAUUUUAGAAAUACAGCCAUCAAAAAUUAAUUUUAAAAAGAAAAUGCUGAUACUGAGGACGGUUUUUUGUUCCUUUAUUAAAAAAACUACAAAAAAAAAAUCAAGAAACGACUUUCUUAUUCAUCAUUUAAAUUAAAAAUUCAACAAAAAAGGUCGUUCGUCGUUAUUCUAUUUAGGCAAUAUUUCUGGUAGAAAACAUAGUUUGCAAAAAUUAAAAUCAAUAAUGCCGUGGUGUAAACGUUUGCUGUUUUACUUAUGAUUUUGUUUUCAUUUAUUUCCAAUUAUUUUUAAAACCUACAGAAAAUCAAAAAAUGCACCGAUAAAAUAAAAUUUCCUUUCAGAAAAGGUACUUCACAUGAUACAUCGGAGCAAGAUUUCUUUUCAAGAAGUUGUUUACAGACAAACAAAACACACACAUCACAGUAAAAUAAAUAGAUAGAUUACUACGCACUGAAUUUAAUAUGAUUUUUUUUUUCAAAUUUUCAAAAACGGUGAAAAGCAUAAUACAUUACUACGGACGUGUAUAUUUAAAACUUAUUUUUUAUAGUAAAACAGCUAGAAAUCAAAUUUCAUCCUUUUUAAAUUCACGUUUUAAACUUUACGAAAAAUCACGAUACAUUAAAAUCGACUCAAGAUAGCUGUUGAUGCCUCGAGUAUUUCGUCUCGAGUAUUGUAUUGACCAAUAUUGCUUGGAAAAAUAGGGGUUUCCGUUUAAAGGAUUUAAAUUUAGCAUUACCUGGGGAGGGAAUGAUCACACUACGGUGCACGCGUACAGUGAACAUGGUGAUUUUUUUUAUUAGUCACGCGACUAGAAAUAACCUGGUCGGGCUGUCGGCCAGAUUAAAUUUAGAAUCGAAAACCGUAUUCCGUGGGACGUCCAAAAAUUCCGAGACUGUAUAAUAUCGGUACACACUAUAAUAUUAUAGACGCUGGCGCAAGCGAAAACGCGUGUACCUAUACCACACAAUAUAAUACUUAUUUAAAAAAAAACACAUGAGUAUAAAAGAGCUCUGUCACUAAUCACAUUUGUCAGCUAACGUGUUGGCCGUUGCAGUUGAAACAACUAAAAAACGCAUCAAUACUUACACCAUACACAGAAUUUCAUCCUCCUAGCUUGAUUGGAGAGUUCUUACCGGUGUAAAAAACUAAAAAAAACACCCUUUCCCCGCAACAGCAUGGUGAAAUUCAUAUUGAAAUUCGACCAAAAUUGUAUAACUCCAAUCCGUCUAUAAAAAAACAAAAAUUCCCGAUCUUGAAAUCAUUUGGUCCAGAGGAAGCUGCAAAAAACGUCCCACCGGGGAAAAAUGUAAUAACAGACACAAUAAUACAAUGUAAUAAUCUCAAUUUUCGGAGACGAAUAUUCGAGGGGGGAGGGGUGAAAAAACACAAUAAUUAUAAUUAUUAGCGAUUAAUUUUUUCCGGAUAUCCGAUAUUCCGAUAUGUGCUACCGGUAUAGAACCGAUAUCCGGCCACGAUAUACUUGAAAUCAGAAAUCUUGUGUUGGCUCUUAAACUGCAUUGCUACACCUCGGUCGAAAACCCGAUUUUUUUUAUAAAUAUUCCAGAGAAAUUUUCCUAGAAAAUUAGCGUUUUUGAAUGGCGGAAAAAAAACACCUCGGAUGUCCUCAGUAUGCGGGACGGUGCCGAUACUCGCCGCUAACAAAUUAUAAAAAUACUAAAUAUUGUUAUCGUCGCGUAUAAACACAAAUAUCAUUAUUGUAAUAACGUAUAUGUAGGUCGCAUUUGGUUCGGCCGUGUGGUCGCGUGUUAUUGUGCUUGCGUAUACUUAUUGGCAAAGUGACCGAUAUUUUAUUGUAUAUAAGAAUAUUGUUAUACAGCAAUCGGUAUUGUACUGACCUACAAAUAUAUCCGUUAUCCGAGAGAGCCGCGCACUCUGAUCUCUCGACACUCGCGUGCAACAGAGCAGAGCGACGGCGAUAUAACGCGACGGACGACGACGACGACGACGACGACGUUCGAACCUAUAGCGUAUUAUUAUUAUUAUUAUUAUUAUAUUAUAAUACCCAACGAAUAUUGCGAACGCGAAAGUCGGUUUGGAUGGAUGUAUGUCUGUUACCGCUUCUGGUCCGAACCACACGAGUACCGAACGGACCGAACUGAAACUUUGCAUGUAGGUGCACAGACCCGGAAAUAACGUAAAAGUCGCUUUCGCGCAACCCCUCCACCAUCCGCCGCCACUGUAUUUAAACCAUAAACGGAGAGGAUGACACGGGGUAAUUGGUAUUUUAAGUAAUAAUGUUUGUAAAACACCGUUUUCUUUGUAUUUAUUCCGUAAUAAUAUUGUUGUAAACAUAACUGUGUGUUAUUUCAAGUGUAACUCACUACACAAGCAUAACCAUUAUCUUUGUAACUAGAUAAGAAACGAGUGAAAAAUAUAAUCAACCUUUGAAAAAAUACUUAAGGGCUGUUAAAAGGGUCAAUUUAUUAAAACUAUCAAAACAUUUUCCUUUAAAGACUCAACGAGUGAUAAAAUUUAGAAUGUUUAAUUUGCAAAAAGUAGUAGUGUUUUAGUUUUUUCUUCUGAUAUUUUUUUUAUUUAAUGAUCUCACCUUAAAUAUUAGUAAUUGCAUGUAAAAUAAAAAUCAAAUAAUACAAUUUUUUUUCUAAAACCGAUACUCGUAACUUUAAGAAAUCAUUUCAAAAAUCUUAAAAAAAAUUAUCAAGUUCUGGAAAACACAAUAUCACCAAAAAAAAAAAUCUGAUAAAACAAAGAAAUCCUGAAACGCUCAAGUAAUCAACGUCUUAGAGUGCCUCUCGUAUAAAAUACAAUAUAUUAUUUAAACUUUUAAAGUAAAUUUGUAAUAAAACAUUAUAAAUUAUAACAUUCCAAGCACUUUCCCGUCCCUGGGAACAGAACAACACUAUAUUAUAGACACUAUAUACAGAGUCAAUUAUUGUCUAAACCUUAAAAUUGUUCAAAGGCGCGGAAUACUUUUGUUAACAUCAAAACCUAGUGUUUAAAAACAAAAAAAAAAUAAAAUAAAAAGUAAUGGUACCAUAGCCCCGUAAAAAAUAACCUACUGGAAUACCGAUAAAAUUAAAAUAUGUUCUUUAACUGCAUUUUUCUUUAAUCAUGGGCACUGUUAGUAUAUAAUACCUGCCUAUAUAAAUUUACAGCUACCUUAAUAUUAUACUGUCUGAAAACCGUUUAUUUAUAUUUAUGUCAAUUUUCGAAUGCAUUGAAAGUUUAAAAAAAUAAAAACAUACUUCGCACGAUGGGUCACUGAUAUAGGUCAGAAUUUGGGAGGUAGAGGGCAAAUUUAAUAUAUACCUAUACGCAACAAUUAAUCAUUGCAAAUGAAAAUUGAUUCUGAGCGGAGUUCGGUUAUAAAUGUUUUAAAAGGCCGUAUUAUUUACAAUUUGAAAAUAAUACAUUUCGUAAAUUUCCCCAUUUUUCCUACGUUUUUUCCCGGUGUUUCCCAUUAAUUAUAAAAAUUUCUGAGAAAAUCAAAAAAUAGCAUUAAAGUAUCAACCCCAGUAAGAUUUUUGUUCAGAAAAAAUACUACACUUGAUAAUCGGAGCAAAAUUUCCGGUAGAAAAGUUGUCCACAGAAAAAAAAUAAUAAUAAAAAAGGACGGACAUACUUCGCAGAUGGGUGCAGCAACUUUUGUAGGAAUGAUGUUAGAAGUUAGGAUACAGAUAGGAAUUUAGUAUACAUCGGUAAUCAACCAAUGCUAACGAAAAAACGAUUUUGAGCGAAGUUCAGUUGAUAUAGUGUUUCUUUGUUAACAAUAUACAUGUCAUAUUAUAGUAAAAUUACUACAACAAUGAGCGUUUCUAUGACAACAAGUAUUGUUUAAAAAAGAUUUAAAAUAAUAAAAACUUGACAAUAACAAAAAAUAAAUAAAAUGUCAAAUAUUAAUGAGAAUUUCAAAAAAUGACUUCUUUCAAGUACCACCCGGAGAACAUUUCAUUUCAGAAAUAGUGCUAUACUUGAUAAUCGGAGUAUGCUUUCUAGUAGAAAAAGUGUUCGCAUAAAAAAAAAAAAAACCAAAAACAAAACACUAUUGAUAAAACCAAUAUAUUCCUCGCUCCCCUCAGAAUCUAAAAUAAUAAUAAUAACCAAUACAUUACUCGCUGCGUUCAGAAUUUAAAAAUAUCAACGAAUUCCUCUGUGUAUAUUAAUGCAAUAAAGUAUUAUAAACGCUGCAGCUUAUGUACAAUAUUAUAAUAUUAAUUCAAUUUACAUUUCGAAUAUAGUAAAAUAUGAUCGUAACACAAUCGCAGCGCAAAGCGCAAAUAUUCUAAUAACUGCUAGUCGCAUCGUUAGAAAUAUUAUAAAUGUUAAAAAUCUCAACACUCUGCAAACGACUAUAAUAUAGGUACUAACUGCAAUACCGUGGAGAAAUACUGUUCCGCGUGAACGAAAAUACGCAUUUGCGUCAUAAUAUUAUUCGCGAACUAAAGUCGUUGGCCCCGUGGCCCGUGCAGACGGUAUACAUCGUGUAUAUUGUAUACCUACUUCAAAUCGGUAUACAAAAAAGAAUGCUACCUAUGUCGUAUAAAUACUUUGCCCAAAAUAAUAAUAUAAUAUUUAUUAUUCGUAUAGUUGUAUGUAUUCGUCGAUCUGAAUUUAAAAAAAAAAAACACUAAAAUACGGCUUUAUAAAAUAUACAAAGCAAGAAAAUGUAUAAAAUGUCUUGCCAAUAUGUAUAUUAGGUACGUGAAUUUCCAAUUAUAUUUAACAAAAAAUAUAUAAUAACUUUUUUUCUGUUGAAUAUUUAAACAUUUUUAAAUUAUUAUUACAACCUAGCGCUAUAAUUUAAAUAAUUUUUUAGUUAAAUUUUAAUGUUCAAGAAUUCGAAAUAAAAAAUAUAAAAUUGUAGUUCGUAGGAAAACCAGGAAAAUCGGUAUAACAUUAAAGAAAUAUUAUUAAAGAAAUUACAAUAAAACCUAUUUAAUUAUAUUGCUAUAAUAUGACAUAAAUAUAUAUUGUUAACAAAGCAUCACUAUCAACUGAACUCUGUUCAGAAUCGUUUUUUUCGUAAGUAAUGGUUGGCUGUACUAGUGUUCAUUAACCCAGGGCGUCUUUAAUAAUGUUUUUUCAAUUUUAAUUGCAAUAAUAACAAACAAUUUGGGAUUUCGAAACAAAUAAAUCUUGUUUAUCUCAAUGUAAAUUAAUAACAACUUCUACGUUGUCAAUAUUAUACAAAUAUACCAUAAACUUUAACCGUGGUCGACGGUUAUAAAUGUUAUACAACCCAGACAUACUAUAUUUAAUCGUGAAUAUAACGAAUAUACUUUCUGUCUAUAAAUAUACGAAGUACUGUGUUAGUAAUCUCGAAUUUGUGACAACAGCUUAUUAUAGUUAUUAUUGUUCUGACAGUGUAUUCAUGUAAUUUUUAAUUUUCACUAUAUAUUUUUAGUCCAAACGUCAUAUAAAUAAUAUAAAUAUGUAAAGUAAGCUGUGUAUAAAAGGGGGGAUGAUUUCGGGUGUUACGACCCCCACAGAUUUUUUUUUUAUUGCUAUGGAAACCCGUCGAAAGUCACAAUUGAACUAAGAAGUGUGUCCCCCGAAAUCAAAUGUAUUUUAGGCCCUGGGUCAACAACUUUCGAAUAAAUUAGUUUUAAACAAAUUUUAAAGUUUUGCUAAAAAUAUGACAUUUUUUGCGUACUUAAAUUUUCAAAUGGUUAAUUUGUUUUUUCCAUGAAUAUUGUACAGGUUGAUAUAAUAUUCUAAUCAUAUUAAUUAAUUAUUUAUUAAUUUAUUAAUUUAAGCUGUGUGUCUCAUAUACGCUUACAGCGGCGUAUUUAAGAUGGAAGAUCAGGGAUACAUUUUUUUUUUUUAAGAAGUUAUUAUUUAUAUGAAUGCAUACCUAUUUUUCAAAUUCGAAUUUUUUUUCAAUGGGCAAAUCAAAAAUGUACUGUUAUAGGUGCCAAGUUAAUAGUUCAAAAAAAUAAAAAACCUUAACUAUAGGUAAAUUUUCUUGUUAAAAACGAAAUCUAUUCGAACCAAAACUAAACUGAUAAUAAUAAUUAAUGUACAGAAUAUGUCAAUGUUUAUGUCAGGAAAGAUUGAAUUAUAAAAUACUUGUAAUAAAAAUAUAUAAAUUUAAAAUUGGAUUAUUUUUUGUUUUUAGCUAACAUAGGUACACAUUAUGCAAUUUAUAAAACAAAAUAUUCCAAAAUUCAAUAUCUCCCUCCUUGGUAAAAUUCUAAAUACGCCACUGUACGCUUAACAUUUUCUGUCAGUCGAAUGUAAACUAUCGUUAGAAAAAUAUAUUUCUGUACGUUUAAUUUUUCAAGUUUUAUUUGUUAACAUUAAAUAAAAUAAAAAAAGAAAUAUGAAUUAUACAAUCAAAUAACUGAUAUAAAUAAUUUUCAAAGUGUGCAUCAUUAAGGUUUGUUGUGCGUUUCUCAAUAACAAUCUAAAAUUCCAGUUGUCAUGGAUUCCAACAUUUCAGACGCGAGAGAAUUAUAUUUAUAUACUUCAAUGUUAUUAUAGCGUUGUUUAAAAAUGAUCUUUUUGGCCAUUAUAUGCGUGUAACGGAUAUGUGCCAUAUGGUUAUAUUAUAUUAUGAUAAUAUCAUAAAUUUUAUUGAUUGUUAGCGAUAACAAAUUAUUUCUUGAAAAAAAAAAAUUUUAAUUUUAACAAACUCUAAAAAUUAAUAACGUAACUUAAUUGACAGUUUUCAAGACCAAUAAUUUUUUUUAAAAAUUACUUUAUAAAAUAGCUAUCUUAGAUUAUAAAAAUAAAAUAUCAAUAUUCUUUAUAUUUUGUAAUAAUAAAUGCCUAUGCCUAUGGCGUGAACAUACAGACAUCGGCGGGAGAAUAAUUUAAAGAUUUAAUAGCUGUUUAGUUAUAUAUUAUAUAUCUAAUAUAUAAUAUCGUUAUUGUCCGGACGCUCUUGACUCAAAAUACUUUUUUCUAGAUUUUGUAAAAAAUAAAAACCCAAUUUUUAUAUAUAUAAAUAUAUAUAAUUGCUUUAUUAUUACUAACGACUAUAUUUCUUUGAAAAGGCACAGGAAACUAUAUUAUUAUUGUCGACGUGUGUUGCAACACAAUUACGCUGAAAAUCACAGUAAAAUACGUCAUUAAUGGAUAUUAUUAAUAGUUUAUUAUAAUAGUACACAGUAUAUAUAUAUAUAUAUAUAUUAUAGCUCCAUUAUUCUAUUAUAUUAUUCAAUUGAAAUAAAGCUGUACUGUGCAAUGUAUUAUAUUUUUAGUGAAGAAGGGGAUAAGCCAAUGUCGUUCAACUUCCAAACGAGCAAAUUAAGUUUUGAAAAUGUAUCUGCUUAUGCAGUAUAGACCACGCGACAAAAGGGAAAAAAUUACAAUAGACUAAACUAUAAAAAAAAUAAAUAUAUUUUUAAGCUCUUCUCCCAAGGACAACCAAAUAGAUAAUAAAUUCCUAGGGCACGGCGUCAUAUUCCAUUUACAAUAAUAUAAUAAUACAGUUAAUCGAAAGUUUUAUACAGAGAUUUUCCGUAUUCGAUUAAUUCUUCUUUUAUUUAUAAAAUGCGCGAUAAAUAGAAACGGAUACAAAGUAAAACAUUAAAAUAAAAUAGAAAUUAGGAAAUUUCAACUGCGUAUAAUUAUAUACGCAUUGUUGUAACUAUAAAUGCAAUCUAAAAAAGAGGAAACUCUCCUGAAAUAUACGUACCACGAAGAAAUCCAUCGAUUCCGUUUUAACUGCGAUAAGAAUUCGAUGUGUGAUAGACUGAUAGCCAAUGUUUUGUCCUAGGAUAAUGGGGACGGGUGCAACCAUUGUUGUAGGUGAGAAGUUGAGAAAGUAGGAUACAGAAGGGAAUUUAAUGUAUAUUUGUAAGCAACGAUAAACCAUUGGUAACGAAAAAACAAUUCUAAGCGGAGUUCAGUUGAUAGUGAUGCUUUGUCAACAAUAUAUGUGUCAUAUUAUGGUAAAAUAAAUAAAUAGGUAUUAUACGUUUUUUUUAAUAAUAUUUAUUUAAUAUUGAUCAGAUUUUCCCGUUUUUCAUAGGUUUUUCCCGAUUUUCCCAUGUUUUUUUCCUGGUUUUUCCCAUUUGUUGAGAAAACUCCUGGGAAAAUCGAAAAAUGACUUUUCUAAAGUACCUCCCCAGUCAUAUUUCCUUUCUGAAAAUGUGCUACCAUUGUAAAACGGAGCAAAAUCGUUAUUAGAAUAGUUUCCACAGAAAAUAGUUGUAAUAUUUUACUAAUAUAAUUCGUACAUUUUCCCGUUUUUAAUUCGGUUUUUCACAUUCAAUGAGAAAACUCAAACUCCUGACAAAAUUGAAAAAUGACCUCCCUAAAGUACCACCCCAAGAAAAUUUCCUUUCAGAAAAGUUUACAUAUCGUAUGCAUCGGAGCGAGAUUACUGGUAGAAUUUUUGUACACAUUAAAAAAAUAAUAAUAAUAAACGUACAUUCGUCGCUACACUCAGAAUCUAAAAUUGUAACCGUUAUAAACGAUAGUUUUUUUUUUUUUUUUGUUUUAAAUUUUAAAUCGUGUACGCACACCCGACUCGAAUCCGGCCAAUAAAAAUCGUGAAAGUGGUAGCGUUAAAUUAAUAAUCGCGGAAUAACGCACAAGGCGGCGAGGUGGCGGCGCGGCAGCAAAUCGAUUGCGCGUCGAGUGAAAAGUAUUCGGGAAAAAAAAAAAUGGCAUAUACCUACUCAAUAAUAACGUAUGCAAACGCGCGUAUUUGGAACGAUAUUAUUUGUGCGACCGGCGACCGCCGCCGCCACGGUGGGAGGGAUGCAAAGCGUCUGAGGGUUUUCGCGACGACGACGACGUUGAGGGGUGGGGGGGAUUGUAAUGUAUGGUCCGGGUGGAGGGGAAGCGCGCGGGAUCUCCCCCCCCCCUCCGACGGCGGUGGCGGCAACGGCGGCGGACACCACCAUCACAGUGCGCCCACCCCUCCUACCAUCCCCCCCCCAAAGAGGACGACGGCGGCGACGACUCGUGCGUGUGCGGCAGGUCGGCCGUCGCGAGUGACGUCACGCCGACGUCACGGUUACGGGCGGGCUGCCAUUGGCCCGAGCGCCGCCGUCCGCCCGGCCCCGCGCCGCCGCCACCGCCGCCCCACCACCGCCGCCCCGCACCCGGCGCCCGUUUCCAUAUAUGGGACAGAGACGCGCUUCAUUCAUAAAACGACGCUAUACGUCGCCCCGCGCGCGCUAUGGGCAGUGCGCUCGCUUUUUCAGUGUACGGCCGCCGUAUCCGACACACGCGUCGCGCGCGCCUUCAGUUCAACAAGUCGACCGGCGCCAGCAUCACGUGCGUGUGCGUGACCGUGUGCGUGAGUGUAUUACCAUAGUACGCCUAUACCGCGGCCGACGCCACAGCCGUGUUGUUAAUUUUUUUUUUUUUUUUUUCUUACGCGUAUUACUCGAGUGGUGUGUGCGCUCGCCCCCGUAAAAUCAUAAUACAAUAACAUUGUUGUACAUUCGAAUUUGUUUUUUCGUCGCCGUUGCCGCGAUAAAUCCGCACGCGAAUUAACGCGAAAACUCGCCGAUAAACUCCGCACGUAUUAUAACCUAUCACAGCUACACCGCUAUUAUACGCCGUGCCGUGCGCCACUCGCGUGUAGCCGACUCGCCGUUUUUUUCCACAUUACCGUGCCCCAAGCGAACCCCAAGCGCAGGCCUGGCACUGUCCAGGUGUGUGAUUCGCGUGCCCCUGGCCCCCAGCUCGUGGUCGCCGCCCCCUGACGAUUGGUACCCGUUCCACGACAUCGAACUGAUCGAAUCGUCGCCGGAGUCGCCACCGUCGGGCCCAAUAAUUGAUCGUCAUCCGAAAGACCCCGCCACCAACAACUGCACUACUAACAAUAAUAAUUGUGACCGGCGCGACGCUUGUGCCGUAGGUGCAGCAUCGGCGGCCCCGCAACAUCAGCUCCAGCAGCACCAACAGCACCAGCACCAGCAACAACAGCCCGAAGCCGAUAUGAUCAUGGAGUGCGCGGCCCUGGAGCCUAUUGGCGUCGGGCCACAUCAUCACGCGGCGCACCACAUCCAUCACCAUCAUCACCAUAAUCCGUACCUGUUGGGUGAGUCUGCGGCCGCCGUCACUACGGCCACGGCGGGAUCCGGCCACUACGUCAACGUGCUGAGUUUCGAGACGUACAAAGGCGGCAUGGCCACCGGCACCGACGGACACGUGGGUAACAGCGUACACGGGACCGGUAGCUCGGCGUGCCACAGCCCGGCACAGGGAAACGCCGGCACCGAUCUCAACACGCCCGUCACCACCAGCGCGGAAGUACCUUCCUUUUUCGGGCCGUCCACGGUCGUAGAACCGCCACUUAUAACAGGUAAAAAAUCCGCAUUGUUUAUAAUUAACUAUUCGCUUCGGGUUUUUUAUUCCACUUUUUUAAAGCAUUUAAUAUUUGUAUCGAUGUCCAUACGAGUAUAGGUACGCACAAUCGUUAUACUUUUAGGCUAGGUAAGUCGUAUGUAACUCGAAUAUUUUUUUUUUUUUUUUUUUUAGAACAAUUUUUGAAAACAGCAAUAAAAAAAAAAAAAACAUGAUAAUAUAUAAUUAUAUAAAUACCGCAAAUAUAUCAUACACAACAUAUUUUACACGCUCGUUUAAUAUAAUUAUACUUCUGUACAUGUAUAUUGCACAGUAAAAAUGUCGCUGUUUUUACAGACAUACGCGCUAAACAUCCCACUAAAAAAUAUGUGUAUACACAAUGGUAUACAAUUCAUUAGGUAACUAAUGAGGUAGGUACAUUCCGAUUUAUUAGGUAAAUAUUAAGUAAAUAUAAGAUAUUGUGUUAUAGUUUAUAAAAUUCGAGAGUUGUAUACAGGAUACGGUAAUUAUACUUUAAUGGGAUUGUUAUAAUUAUUUAUGGGAGGGAAAUAUUGUGCUUCUUCAUAAUUGGUAAUCUCUAUUCUCCUAUCGCUAAUUUCUCUCAAACAACCCGUCUCACUCGCUUAUCUGUGCCGUUCUAUGAUCCAUACUCUCCGGUGUCUUUUCUCAAUAAUUCCAUAAUUAACAGACUAAUGCACGCAGCUAACCCGUCGAUCCAUCCUUUAUCAGCUUUUAUAGUCGCCCUUUCUCACGUUAAUCAUAAUUAUCUAGCGUUUAAGCGCGGGCAGUUGGUUUAAGUUAUUUCUAGUCCUUAAGUUAGUUUUAGUUUAGUUUCUAUUUUUGUAUACUCAUUAUAUCGUUUGGCUUCAGCCUGUGUUGAAUAGAUAAAUAAAUAAAUAAUAUCACGUCUGAAAACGGCGGCCGUUUAAUAUGUAUUCAUACGUAAACGCGGCGGCGCGUAUUUAUGAAUGAAAAUGUAAUGGGGGAAAAACGAUUUCCACGGUAUCCUCUCGGCCUCGCAAGUCCGCCGGCCGGUCGGCGGUGACCCCCCCGCCGCAGUUAUUUCGUUCAUUGAUUUCGCGACGACCGACAACGACGGUGGCAGCGGCAAAGGUGAAUGAAAUAUGUUCCCUUUCGUUCUAAUUUUCCGUUUACCCCGAAAACACGCACACAAACACACACACCCGGACGAAUUUCGCGGAAUAGCUAUCGUAAUAAUACUUUCAAACAAAUUGCGUCCAACGCGAAAAAAACAAGAAUGAAAAAAUCCAUAAACCCGAACGCUCGACAGGCACCGCUGCAGCGUCCACUAUAAGUUAAUUGUCUUUGCGAUUUAUACACAACGACGCGUCUGCAGGGGAGUAGCAGCGUAUGCAAUUCGGGCGGGGGAAAUUAAUUCGGACGUUUUAUAACCAGGGGGAGAGCGAAAACAAUUUAUACUUUUGUUAAGUAUUAUUAAAAUUACUCGUAAAAAUGAUUACAAACAAGCACGUAUACGUGGUAACCUAGACGUCUUAAAAUGUGAUAAAAAGGAUAAAAAUCGGGUUUUUUUUUUUUUUUAUCCGCGCAUUAACUAUGAACGUGUCCGUAUCUCGGGUAAUUUUCCGGAUAAAUCCCGUACAACUAUUGAUUGGUUAUUCAAAUCUGAAGAGUUAAAUAUUGGGCUGUGAAAAAAAAAAAAAUAAAAAUUGAUUCGUCAUAUUGCGGUUUGAAGUUUUUCCCGAAACGUGUAUUUCGGUAUUCUCUAUCUGUUCCCGAAAACCCCGUUUCCGUUGCGAAAGUGGCUGCGAAUCCCGUCAUCCCUGUUAUAAGGUCACCGACUCCCGGGGACCGGUAGGGAGGGGGCCGUGCGAACGUGACGCGCGAUACGGUUGAAUGGACCCGACGAAUGGCGGGACUGCGUGUGCCGCGAGUAAAUACGACGGCGGGGUGUGGUGUGGCGGUGGCCGUGGCAUUGCGAACCGCCGGGAAUCAAUACGCUCGCACACGCGGACGCGUUGUAUAGGUGUGUAUAACGGCGAAGGGCCGCGCGGCGGCGGGCCGGGGGAACGCGGCGUCGCCGUCGUCCCGCUGACGAGGUGGCGGCGGUGCCGGCGCGUUUUCCCUCUCGACGACCCAUGAAUGGGACGUUGCGUGUAUAUACAUGUACCGCGCGAACGAGCGGCGUCACGCGCGCGGACCCCACUCGCCCAACCUUCUGUCUCCCACCCCCCCCCGGGCGGUGAAGACGUUCGCGCCCGAGACGAUCGAUAAAAGUCGGCGGCCACUGCUGCCGAGAGACGUCCGAGACGACCGUAUUCCAUUGUACACGCAUAUUAUGUCCCGUAACCUUUCUGGGAGUGAUGCGAACGACCGUUCGCCGUCCGGCCCUGACGCCGCCGCCGCCGCGGGCAGGUUUCGCGUACCUGUACAACACUGAAUACUCCGCCGUACAAUGUACAGCGUUUCGGGGCGCGUGCGUGUACGUCAUUUUCGCCCGAAAGGUUGUCGGUCCCCUACACAUCGUCGUCCACAUACAAUACAAUUAUUAUUGACGGCGAGACGCCCGUCGGAUUCGUCUCGGCCUGCACGCGCACCGCGCUUUUACUGCCCCCGUGUCCGCGUCGUCCAUUGACGCGCGCGUCCCUUUUUCCGGCGCCGCCGCCGUACCUGCGGGGCGAACGAUGCCGGGGGCCGCGGACACGGCCGCGUCGCGUCUGUAAUUGACAAAUCGAAUUUCACUUUAUUGACCGAACAACCGCGACCACUUGUACAAAUGUAAAAAAAAAAAAACAAAAAACAAAAAUCUAAAUCCGCCGUCGGAAAUUCAUUAAAAUUAUAAACGUAAAGCGUUUUUGUGCCGCGCACAAUAGACGGCGAAAAAACGACGGAAAAAAAAAUAAAUCCAUACGAACACGAAUAAAUCCCGUCACGCGAUACCACCUAUGUUAUUAUUCUCGCGUGUUCACGUGUUUUAUUCAAUAAUCGCGAUUCUCGGUUAUGUCCCCGAACGGGACGUGGCCGCCUGAAGCCCACUAAAUUUCCGCAGUCUUGAACCGAUAGCGGCAGGAGUGACGCUACCGUUUGUUUACAUUUCGUUUUUUCUAUGUACAACGCCGAACGAGUUAGGUGCCGUAUUAUGCGAAAACUAAACCUACGCCGUCGCAGUCUUCCGAUACCGACGCUAUUUAUUUAUUUUUUUUUUUUUUUUUUUAUCAUCUAUUAUAUGCCUAUAACAGUUUUCGGUGGCGCGCGAACGGGAGGGAGCCUUAAAACCAUCACCUCCGCAACGGUUUUAUUCUCCCCAGUUCCCCGUCGGUUUAAAAAUACAAAAAAAAAAAAAAAAAAAAAAAAAAAAAAAAAACAAGAGCGUUUGUUCAGUAAUUUCAUCUCGAAACGCAGUAUACAUUUCAUCCGAGUUACGGGGAAAAGCUUUUUGUAUUUAUUAGCGAUUGGCUUUUUAUAGGCGUUUAAAUUGCCAAUUCCCAAAGUCGGGGCGAACAGAGAAGACAAUUUUACGAUUGGUUCGCGAAUCUUAUUUGUUACAUCCCGUCGAAAAUUCCUGGGCGCCACAGUCUCACCGUCGUUACCGUACCGCCAAUACUGUGUACGGGAUGUAUGAGAUUGCCUCUCCUUCCAAUAUCCUUAUCAUUAUAAUAAAUGCUUUUUCACAUCGCGUUUUCGUCGCGAUAAUACGCGCGUAGUAGCAGUGUGCGUAAAAAUAAUAUACGCGUUUCCGACGGUAAUAUUGAUUAACGUAGUGUUUUUUUUUUUUUUUUAUUAAACCGCGACGACGGGGGAGGGGGUGGGUGAAGGGGCGUUCGUAUCGAUUUACGGCGAUAUAAUUCGACCGCAGGUACAUAAUAAAUAAACGCACUCGCGUAUACCAACGUCGGUCGCACCCUGUAAUUACACUACGGUGCAUGCAGUGCGGCGCUGCAGCGCGGCUACCGUCCGACAAACGAAUCGCGCGAUCCCGAGAGACUGCGCAAUAAAUUAUAAUGUUUUCGAUUACGUAAAUAAAAUAUUACAACUUUCCGAAACGUAAUUAUUAUUAUCGCACGAGUACUCUGAUGUCCGCUUCUAUCGAAUGCAAAUUUAUCGUCUCGGCCGAUUCGGACUGUUGGUUUUUAUUUUAGUUGUAUGUGUUCCUGUGUACAUCCCAUAUGACCGCCGUCGGGGAAAUUAUAAUAUCAUAAAGGUAUAGCGACCGAGCAAUUUUUUUUUUUUUGAUAUACAUCAGCCGGGAAGAUGAAAACAAAUUUUUUUUUUUUCAAAAAUUUAAACAUAUUAUCGUCCAUUAUGUACUACAUACAAUCUGGCACUCGACCAACGCCGACGCGCGUGCGAUAUUCACCGCAACGAUGGUCUUAUAUAUUAUAAUAUUGUGUAGCGCGUAUUAUAGACCUAAAAAUAUAUAGUACGUGUAUCAUUUCGAGCGAUACUUCAUAAUUAUUACGACUGAAAAACAUGUGAAUGUUAUCCUUCGAUUUCGGAACGUCGCGUGUAAUGAAACAAAUUCCAUACAAAUGCAAUAUCUAUGUACCUUAUACAUUUUUGUAAUAUUUUUACUACAGCUAUACGUGACGCAAAAAUCAAAAGUUUCAUUUUCAAGGCAUUUUGAUCGGGUGACGGCUUUAUACAACUAAGGUACAGGCCUAGGCUUAUAUUGUCCAUUGACUCCGGUAAAAAAACACGUUAAAUCCACCGCUAUCGUAUACUAUAACAAUAUAAUAGUGUUGUUCGAUUUCCACAGCCUAUAUGCAAACCCGUUGAAUUGUUUGGUCAAUGUUGAGUUGCAAUAAAUAUUGUAAAUGCGUAUUGAACACGGAUUUUUUAAAAUUUAAUUUCAAAGACCAACGAUCUAGAAAAAAAAGUUCAGACUCAAUUUUGAAAUAUUGGUUGGACAAACGGAAUUCAAUGAAGACACUUUGGGUUUUCUAAAACAAAAAUACUCUCACCGCUCUACGGGGCAUAUUUUUCGAGUAACCAGAUAGUCGUAGAUACGACAAACGGAUUUGUCGAUAUUACAGUAUAGUGGUCGAUACAUAUUUUAAUUUUAAAUCAAUAACAAUUAUCGGUCGGGGCCUGAGACCGUGGCACAUUUACCAACCACUAGAGGGCACUAACUCUACACUAGGCGAUGGCACUUGCGAGUGUAUGGACACACUUUAUGUUACGGUAAAAUAUACUCGGGCAAAAUCACCAUGGUAAAUCAAAAUACAAUAACAACAAGGCGAACAUUUAUAUUGGCGAUAUAAUGUAAUAAUCUUCUCCAUUAUCCGUGCACAGUAUACUUGCAGUGUUCAAACACUUUACGUUAUAAAUCAUGACGUACGACUAUACGCUUUUACUUUUUCGUGAAAUCCGAAAUUGCGUAUUAUUAUAAUAUUGUACGAUGGAAAAAAAUGUCGCGGCAUUUAUACAUUAUUGUACUAUAAUAUAUGCGUAUAUCCCGUACUGCGGGCAACAUGGCGGUUAUUCUCCGAACUCUAAAACACGAUUUACAACGUGACGUUUUCCGUAUUACGUUGAUAUUUUUCGUAUAUAUAUAUAUGUGUGUGUGUGUAAUAUAAUAAUAAUAAUGUAUUCUAGUUUUUGUGGCAGUGUUGUUUACUCGUAUAAAAAAAAAAACUUAAGUUAAACACUCAGCAUGUGGUUGCGCCCGCCGAUAUAUAGUGAUCCCCAAUAUAGUCUACAAACCACUGGGUCAGUUGUUUUAUAUAUACAUAUUUUAUUUUAUUUAUUUUUUUUUUUUUUUGAGAACCACAGAAGAAUGCGUAUACAAGUACAACAAUAUAAUGUAAAGCAAAAGAAAUAAAACAAAAAAAAUAGAAAAAAAUAACUCAAUAUAAACAAUAUUGAUCAAAAAGUCUUAAUUGUUAGUUUCUCUCUCACACCUCUCUCUCUUUCUCUCUCUCUCUCUCUCACUCUCUCACUCUCUCUUUCUCUCUCUUUCUGUCUAUCUCUCUAUUUUAAACGAUUUCAAUCAUUAUUUAUUGUUCUUGGUGUUGUUUUAACGUCUAUUAUAUACGCGGUAUAUAUAUAUAUAUAUAUAUAUAUAUAUAUAUACAUAUGUAUAUUUUAAAACUGCACCAGUUUUAUUUCCGUUUCGUUCGAUUAAAAAAAAAAAAAAAAAAAAAAAAAAUGGGAAAUACUUGGCUCGGGAAACGGUUGUUUUUUUCUCCACUAUCGCAGGCUUUGUAGAACACAUAACAUUAAAUUAUAUAUAUAUAACGAGUGGCGCGGGAUUUUCACGGAUUAUAACGAAUAAUAUAUGCCUCUAAUAGGAUCUCUGAUGCAGCGGAUAUUAUGCGUGUACGUGUAUAUAUAUAUACAUACGUGUGAUACGUGCUCAACAUUAUAAUGUACGUGCGGAGCCGUCGCAAUGGUCGCAUGGGUUUUUUUUUUUUUUUUGGUUUUCAGAAUGGGUUAAAAAGACGGAGAAAUAUAAUAAUAAAAAAAAAAAAAAAAAUCACGUAUAUAUAAAAAAAUAAAAAAACAAAUUCGCCAUCGCGGCACAAACCAGUUGUCGUCGCCGUCGAGAUAAUCCGAAAAAUAUGUGUAUUACGCUCCCGCGUGUACCUGUGCUCGCGCGCCCGCGUUCGAAAACCACAAACAGUCGUGUUACUUGUCGUGCGUACGCGGUACCGGCGUGCGGAGGAUCUGAAUUCUGGACGCGGAAACGUUACGCGUCGCGUUCGCGGCCCGUGCGCGAAUUUUUAUCGAAAAAUUCCACGUCGCGAACUCGAACGGCGAACAAACGUAAUAAACGAUCGAUUAUUGUCGCGCGUACCGCUGCCGCUUCAGGUGGGCGCGCGCGCGGACGCGACACCGCCAGUGCCGUUUCGAGUCGAAUUCCCCGUCGCGCAACACGUACAAACGUGCAAUGCUUGUUGCAAUUGUAAUACGACGCAGUUCGACGCGUUGAACCCCGGCGCGCGCGGGACGCGGAAAUCGCCGUUGGUAAAACGUGCACGCGCACAAUCGACGCGAUAUAAUUGCGAUAUUUUCACGUGACGGCUGUGAACAGCGUACACGCGCGCGGUCUCGUCGGCCAAUUUCUCCGACCCCCCCCCCCCCCCCCCCCGAAAAUGCGAUCGCGGCGUUUACGCGAUGUUUCCAAUCGAAACCGAUCGUAACGCACCGUUUAAAACCACGCCGACCCGAAAACGUUAUCAUAUUUAUUUUGCCGCCCCGAAAGGAACCCCGUUGUUGAACGUUGGGAUUUCGGGGCUUUUGCGACGAAAAGGUUUAGCGUUUCUCUUGAAAUAACGAUUAUCGUUGUUAUUCGCUUAAACAUCGUUAGUAACGAUAAUUUACGGUAAAUCAACGAAAUAUUUAUCCGCGAAAUGAAAUGAAAAAACAAAAAAAACAGUAACAUGGACAAAAGUCAGACACGGGAAAAAUGAGUGUAGCAAAGACAAAUGUUACUGUACACUGCAGUACCCGCGGUAACGGAUUGCAACAAUCGGUGAAAUUUCGGUUUUUUGUACCCGGAGUCGUAGAUGAAAUAUAUAUUACUAUAUGAAAUAUAACUAGCGCGUAGUUAUUAUUAAACGUGUAAACGUAUAAUACGUGAAAUGGUGGCAGAAAUCCAAAAUGUAUUUUAUUUCUUACAAAAACAUAACCGCUAACACGUGUCGUGUUUUUUUUUUUGUUAUUAUUAUUAUUAUUAUUAUACAGCCGAACGCGUAUAUUACUCGAAUAUGAAUUUUUUUUUUUUUUUCAAAAAUGACGACGGAGAACAUAAUAGAUUUCCAUUAGAAGUACCUAUAUAUAUAUAUAAUGACGGGCGUCCGUUGAGGGAUGCGGAUGGCAAAAGGGUCUCCCCUGGCUUCCCGGUACAUAACACGGGUAACUGCAGUUCGUAUACAGCGAAAAGGUCAAUAUUAUUGAAAAAUACGACUAAAAUAUUACAUCGCCUUUACCCUCCCCACCCCACCCCACACCCUCCCCUCGGAAAAAUCAAAGGGCCCUUGAUUUUUUAGUACGUACGCACUUGACUAUUAUACUGACUUUUAUAAAAUGUAAUAAAAAAAAAAUAACGUCACGAUUUAUUUUGUUUAUUUUUCCAGGAUCAUUGCAAGACGCCAAUGAGAACGGCAGCAACAGGAGUUCCGUAGAACACCACGAGUUAAAAGUAUCGCUUCAGUUGAAGACCGAAGCUAUUGGUGGCGAACCGGAACAAGACGAUGCCGGACAGGACACCAUGUACACGACCAACUCUAGCAUCCCGGGGCAACCCAGUAUCAGUUAUAGGUUCCCGGCGAUUAACAGCCCUAUCACUAUGCAACCGGCGACCCCGUGCUCAACAAGUUCCUCAAAUAACAAUAACAACCACCUAAACGCCCCGUGGACUUUCUCCAGUCCGGACAAGAACAUUUUCACACCGCCUAUGUUUUCGUCAAACACGCCCCCCUCGUACCACAGCUCCAGUCCUCACUACGAAGACAGAUCUCAACAGAGUCAAGUAGGAUUCGGGCAGGCUAUCGAGUUUAAUAAACAAGUGCCGUCCACGUACGACCAAGAUCUCAUAUACACACGCCAAAUGAUGCAGCAACCAUACGACGAUUACCCGGGACAACAACAACAGCAGCAGCAGCAGCAGCAACAGCAGCAGCAACAGCAACAGCAGCAGCAGCAACAGCAGUUAAUAAUGAUCCCUAAACAAGAGUUCACGAACGUGGUGAACGUGAUGGACGUCCAGUCACCGGGUUCGUCGGGACUGUCCGAGUACAACCCGUCUACGAGCAAAGGGCACGAAAUAUUGUCACAAGUGUGUCAGCAGUUGACGCAGCCGUUGAAACUAGUGCCGGUCAAACCCCGGAAGUACCCAAACAGACCUAGCAAGACGCCAGUUCACGAACGACCCUACGCGUGUCCGGUGGAGCACUGCGACCGCCGGUUCUCCAGAUCCGACGAGCUCACCAGGCACAUACGCAUACACACGGGCCAAAAACCGUUCCAGUGCCGCAUAUGUAUGCGGUCGUUUUCCAGAUCGGAUCAUCUGACGACGCACAUUCGAACGCACACCGGCGAGAAGCCGUUCACGUGCGACGUGUGCGGACGGAAAUUUGCCAGAAGUGACGAAAAGAAGAGACACGCCAAGGUGCACCUGAAGCAAAGGACGAAAAAAGAAACCAAAAUGGCAUUGCUGGCGCAACAGCAACAGCAACAACAACACCAGCAGCAACAGCAACAGCAGCAGCAACAACAACAACAGCAACAACAACAACAACAACAACAACAACAGCAAAGUUCGUCGCACAUGCAUCACAUGGGAUUCCAACCGGGCGACACCGGUCAUAUGUAG
Molecule: messenger RNA, 38442 nt
Organism: Cinara cedri
Lineage: Eukaryota; Metazoa; Arthropoda; Insecta; Hemiptera; Aphididae
Source: the annotation of a GenBank genome assembly